AGUACAAUAACUAGCGUGUCAUUUUUUAAAAUGGUUUGUUUUGACUUUCUUUGCCCGAAAUUUCCGUUACCUUUUUCAUAUUAGCUGGAAUAAUGUUUUCCCCUCCAACAUUUCCUUGUUUGUGUCAACUGAAACGAAGUCGUCCAUGACCAGCGAAGGGUAAACAGGAAGUGAAACUACAUGCUAAAUUUGUCAGCACAGCUAGCUGAAACUGUUCAGUCCGACUGACUGUUUUAGGAAAUCUUGAUCUAAAAAUAUCCGUCAUAUUAUUCCUGCAAAGGACUCGAAUAGCCAUUAAAGACCGAAAACAAUGCUUUUCAUCGUGACAGUAGAGAGGAACUGACAGAAUGGGCAAUGCCGUGUUAGCGGGAUUCCGGAUUUGAAGAAGAUUGCACAUCCAGCAAUUUGAGUUGUACAUUAUGACAGACUCCCUUUUCCUGUGCCACGCUCCAAGGAAUCAGUCUUUACAGUCACGAUAUUGAUCUGGUCAUGCGUUAUUGGCACGUUUCUUCAUACGUGUCUUAGCAGUUGUUUAUUCAUCACAACCAUAAUCAAAAAGUGCAACUUACUGCAAGUAAGAUUACCCUAUCUGCAUAAUGCUAUACCGCAUAUUGUCAUCAUGGUUCUGGUUCAGAUCAAAUCGCCCUGGUUUCUUCCUCGGAAGUGCUUUAUUGCUAUUAAUAAUGUUACUGCUAUAUUCCGGGGGCAUUCAAGCAAGUUUAAGUUUAGGGCCAGGAGGGGACUUCCCAAGAGUCCAAGAUCUGUUCUUUUAUGCCUUCAGUCAUGAUGAGCUGCCUUCUCUGGUCAUCAAUAUUAUCUUCCUGCUGCUUCUUGGACCAAGACAGGAGCAGCGUUGGGGCACAGUUGCCUUCCUUGCCCUCUCUAUCCUGUCCAUAGCCACAUUGCCGCUUUUCUAUACCAUUGUUCUUUGCAUUGGUGGGGGAGAGGCCAGUCGGAUCAGUGGUUACUCAGCCCCCCAGCUGGCUCUUUUUACAGCUCAGUGUCGUCAAGUGACACAAAGAAGGGUGUUGAGAUGGGUGCCAGUGUGGUUUCUACCAUGGCUUCUGUUACUCUUCAGUCUGCUGUUGCUGCCCAAUACACCUGCCCUACUUCACUUCUGUGCCAUAUGCAUUGGACACAAUUACAGUCAGUCUUUCAUUGAAAUUUUACAGGAGCAAGAGCGGAACCAAAUCUUUGACCUCAUUCCUAACUGGGCGUGUUUUCGCAUCUCCACCAUUUUCAGGCUGCCCACUUACACUUCCUCACAGAGAUCUGAAUCACUUUCUGAGACAAUAUCUGAGGAUCAGGUACUGCCUUCCAAUCACCCCACGUCGAGAGAUCCUUGUCUCAUGAAUCAGCAGCCAUGGAUGGAGCCUGGGUCUGCUUGGUCAACAGAGGCUUCUGUUGUACUGUCUGAGGCACAGCUAUUGGAGGAACAGAUGCUAAGAGUGGGGAUACUGGCAUCUUUACAGGAUACUGCUGAGGAUCCUGACACUAAAGUGGAGGUGCCAAAAUCAUCAGUGUCCUCUCUUAGACUACAGCAGUUGGAAAGGAUGGGGUUCCCCACUGAAAAAGCGGUGGUGGCUUUAGCAGCGUCCAAACAACUGGAUGGCGCAAUCUCCCUUCUUAUUGAUGACCGUGUUGGGGAACAGGCGGUGGUAGUGUCAAAGGGCAAAAGCCUGCGGCCACCACAAGAAAAGUGUUUGAGGAGAAUGUGUAUUCCAUGAGCUGACACCUUUCGGAGAGAAUUUGAAAUGGAAAGCCAAAGUAUUAAUAAAUAGCUGAGUUCUGAA
Messenger RNA from Lampris incognitus (smalleye Pacific opah), 1793 nucleotides. It is a transcript of the gene rhbdd3, whose product is annotated as rhomboid domain containing 3. The transcript has 6 exons. The coding region runs from base 597 to 1727 and encodes 376 amino acids. NCBI's taxonomy places the organism in Eukaryota, Metazoa, Chordata, Actinopteri, Lampriformes, Lampridae. The record is from RefSeq and is a predicted model, not a curated record. Gene Ontology annotation, cellular component: membrane. Gene Ontology annotation, molecular function: protein binding; serine-type endopeptidase activity.